AUGAAAAUCGAGGGACUUGUCUCUUUAAAAAGAUACACCUACAAAGACAUCAAGAGAAUGACCAACUCUUUCAAAGAAAAGUUAGGCCAGGGAGGAUAUGGCUGUGUGUACAAAGGCAAGCUUCAAGACAGUCAACUUGUGGCGGUGAAACUUCUUAAGAAGCUGACAAGCAAUGCAGAAGAAUUUUUCAAUGAAGUUGCAAGCAUAAGUAGGACUUCUCAUGUCAAUGUUGUUAGCCUCCUCGGGUUUUGUUUUGAAGGAGGCAAAAGAGCUUUGGUUUAUGAGUUCUUGCCCAAUGGAUCACUUGAAAAGUUCAUAUUUAAUAGGAAUAAUACUUCGGAGGUAGAUAAUCAAUUGAGCUGGGACACAUUGUAUCAGAUUUCGCUCGGCAUAGCUCAUGGGCUAGAGUACUUGCAUAGAGGCUGCAACACAAGGAUCUUGCACUUCGACAUAAAGCCUCAUAACAUUCUCCUCGAUAUAAACUAUUGUCCCAAGAUUUCCGACUUUGGUCUUGCCAAAAUAUGCCCAAGAGAAGAAAGCAUUGUGUCAUUGCUUGGUGCCCGAGGCACUGUUGGAUACAUUGCUCCAGAAUUGAUCGUAAGGAACAUUGGAGGGGUUUCUCACAAAUCAGAUGUCUACAGUUAUGGCAUGAUGGUUCUGGAGAUGGUCGGCAAGAGGAAAAACAUUGAAGUCAUGGUAGAUCAUACCAGCGAAAUAUAUUUCCCCCAUUGGGUCCACCAACGCCUAGAGCUCCAAGAAGACCUUGGGCUGCAUGGAAUCACAAAUGAGGGUGACGAAGGAAUCGCGAAGAAGAUGAUUGUAAUAAGCUUAUGGUGCAUUCAGAUCGAUCCAAGAGCUCGACCUUCUAUGACCCAAGUUGUGGAGAUGCUAAAAGGAAGUGUUGAGGCCUUGCAAAUUCCUCCCAAACCAACCUUGUCAUCUCCCUCAUGA
Messenger RNA from Eucalyptus grandis, 951 nucleotides. RefSeq names its product PR5-like receptor kinase. Gene Ontology annotation, biological process: protein phosphorylation. The coding region runs from base 1 to 951 and encodes 316 amino acids. The record is from RefSeq and is a predicted model, not a curated record. Gene Ontology annotation, molecular function: protein kinase activity; ATP binding. NCBI's taxonomy places the organism in Eukaryota, Viridiplantae, Streptophyta, Magnoliopsida, Myrtales, Myrtaceae. The transcript has a single exon.